Haliotis rubra (blacklip abalone) is the source of this 2155-nucleotide messenger RNA. Its product is annotated as beta-1,4-mannosyl-glycoprotein 4-beta-N-acetylglucosaminyltransferase-like. The record is from RefSeq and is a predicted model, not a curated record. NCBI's taxonomy places the organism in Eukaryota, Metazoa, Mollusca, Gastropoda, Lepetellida, Haliotidae. Gene Ontology annotation, cellular component: membrane. Bases 215 to 1780 code for a protein of 521 amino acids. Gene Ontology annotation, biological process: protein N-linked glycosylation; N-acetylglucosamine metabolic process. The transcript is spliced from 2 exons. Gene Ontology annotation, molecular function: beta-1,4-mannosylglycoprotein 4-beta-N-acetylglucosaminyltransferase activity.
CGGGAGUAUGCAUUAUUGCAUGUAUUGUGAAGCUCGCGGAGCAUUCGACGAUAUGGAUUUAAGAGGAUCAACUGUGAAGAUAUGAUCCUUUCCCGAAUCAUGAGUCAAAUUCCCAGAAGAAUCUUCAAACAUCAUUACUGACGACCGUUGGAUUAUUGAAACCUACUGUGCUACAAUCACCUAUAACAACACACAGAUCAGUCUACAUUGUGUCAUGAUGGGCCAUUUCAUUUGUGCAAGGAAUAGCAAAGUUUUCAAGAUUUUUUUAUAUUUUAUUUACUUUCAAGUGUUAAUACUGUUUGUAUUGUUUCUCAAAGGAUUAUACAGAAAUGGAUUACUUCAUAAGGUCACCUUCACUAAAAAGGCGAUGCAGACUGAGACAACUGAAUUAAUUAGAUAUUCAAGGAACACAACAGAACAUAUUCGAAAUUAUCAGGAUGUUAUGUAUCCGCAGAGUGAGAUAAAUAUGGACUGUACACAAAGAGAUAACGGCAGACUUCUUCCAUUCAGACCUGGAGAAUCCGGUCGUCUCGAACAGUGGUAUCAGUCAAUAGAUCAAUUCUUUUCCAUCACCAACACCCAACCUCUCGAUCUUCCUGAAGAUGAUGGACCUAAUUUGUAUAAAGAUUAUGAUCUGAAGAAGCCAAAAACUUUCACUCUGUCUGAUUACGGUAAUGAGGAAUUCACAUUCGAAAACGGAAAGCCUAAAUGCUUUAAAUCGGGCACAUCAAAGGUGCUUGGGAAGGGUUCUAACGUGACCUGUGUUUGUAGCUCAAGUUAUGCAGGGAAACAUUGUUCUGUGCCAAACAUCGUUAAGACUGCCUUGUCCAAAUUGUCUCACAGUUAUAUCAUCACCCCAAGAGAAAAGCCACGACGGAUUAUUCUGGUCAUGACAUUCAAUAUGGAGCACCAUCUUCUCAUGCUUAAGAUGCUACAAGUGCAUUCAGCCGUGGAUCUGUUUGUGAUACUGGAAUCCAACUAUACUGGACAUGGAGAUCCACGGCCGUUAAGGUUAUUACACAAUUUGAGAAGAGGAUACAUGAAGCGAUUCCACCACAAGAUAAUGCACGUCUAUCUUGACACCUUUCCAGCUGGUGGACGAGCUAAUGGUUGGAUUGUUGAAACCUACAUCCGUCAGCAACUUGCACCUGCUGUAGAGACUAGAGUCUCAGGGCUCAGAAAAGAUGAUUUAUUCGUAUUUAUUGACACUGAUGAAACACCAUCAGUGAACCUCCUGCACUUCCUCAAACUUCACAAUGGCUACCCUUUCCCUGUAGGAUUUGUUCUUCAAACUUUUAUGUUUGGAUUCUUUUGGUCAAGCAAAAUGCCGACAUCGGUUACAGCUGUGAGUAGUAUUCAGAUGCUAAGAGACGUCUAUAAAGGAAGUAGUGAUGCAAUUCGUGGAAGUAAAGGAGUGAUACGACAGCUCCAGAAAGGAAGUCACCCCUGGGGUAUGUUUGAAACCUGGCUGAUCGGAUCACCUGACAACUAUGCUGGAUGGCAUGCAUCAUGGUUCUCCUCGCCAAGGGAGGUAAUCACGAAGCUGAAUUCUGCUAUUAAUGCUGACUUUCCCCGAUGGGGAGACUACCCAGAGAAAUGCACAUUUGCAUAUGUUGCUACUCUGUUUCGAAAGGGGGAAUAUUUUGAUGGAAAGGUCAAAUAUGAUCCAAUUUGUUUUGACGACAUUUAUGUAUUGAAGGACAUUUCUUAUCUGUUCAAGUAUAAAAGAUACUUCAAUUUUAUGUUACAAAAUCCAACAGCUAAAGGCGUGAUAGUUUAAUGUUUCCAUCAUUUUAUCGAAGUCAAAACAUUUCGUUAUCCAUCAGGUGAAUGAUGGGAUAGAUAGCACCACACAUUGUAUAGAAUGUUAACAACAUUAAACCACAAAAUAUAAGCGUUUACAUUGUAAUGUGACAGUUUUAAUCCUCUUAGAACACGACUGAAUUUGUGUUGCAUUGUUCUGUUUAGAUUCAGUAGAGGGCAGAGUUGUGCUGGUUGAGUGAGUGAGUGAGUUUUGUCUUUACGCCGCUUUCAGCAAUAGUCCAUCAAUAUCAAAAUGGAGAACACCAGAAAUGGGUUUCACCAAUUGCACACAUGCGGGGAAUCGUGUGCUGGUAUUAAUUGACAUAUUUAGCCUGCACGACAAGACUGGUCU